Camellia sinensis is the source of this 1242-nucleotide messenger RNA. The record is from RefSeq and is a predicted model, not a curated record. NCBI's taxonomy places the organism in Eukaryota, Viridiplantae, Streptophyta, Magnoliopsida, Ericales, Theaceae.
AUGACAUGCUUGCCCAAUAUACUUCCCAACAACUUUCUUUCUUUCCCAGCCCUUUUACUCUGCCACAUCAUCUUUGCAUUGCCCACUCUUUUUGAUUAUGCUGCUUUUGCUUCUUCCUUAACUGGAAAACAAGCAACUGAAGCCACGGCUCUCUUGACGUGGAAAGCUAGCCUUCACAACCAAACUCAAAUUCUCAUGUCCUCCUGGGUUGGAACCAACCAUUGCACUUGGCUUGGAAUUGGUUGCAACAAGGCUGGUAGAGUUGCACAUAUAGACCUUCAUGGUUAUGAUUUGAAAGAACAACUCACUUUAUGGGACCAUCCCCCCCCUCAUAUUGGUAGCCUUUGGAGACUCACCGUCCUUGUCUUGUCACUUAACAAUCUCUCUGGAACAAUUCCGACCGAAAUAGGCCAACUAACUAAUCUAAGAAUCUUGUACCUCAAUAGAAACCCAAUCGGUGGCUCCAUCCCUCAACAAAUAGGAUUGCUCAGCUCUCUCAAUGAGCUCAGCUUGUCUACUAACAAUCUCACCGGUUCAAUCUCUUCUUCAAUUGGAAACUUGGGCAACUUAACCAUUUUGAACCUUUUUGACAACCAACUUUCCGGAUCAAUCCCUCAAGAAAUUGGGAUGCUAGUGUCUCUUCACGGUCUCAGUCUCUAUAGUAACCAUCUCACCGGUUCAAUUCCCGCAUCUAUAGGGAACUUGGAAACAACCUCAUGGUACCAUCUCACCGGUUCAAUUCCCACGUCUAUAGGGAACUUGGGCAACUUAACCACUCUAUACCUUUAUGACAACCAACUUUCCGGAUCAAUCCCUCAAGAAAUUGGGAUGCUGAGGUCUCUUGUUCAUCUCGAACUCGAAAGGAACAACCUCACUGAUUCAAUCCCUCAAGAAAUUGGGAUGCUCAGACUUUUUGGAUCUAUUCCCCCAGUGUUCAACAAUCUUACACAUUUAACAGAGUUUAGCAUAAGUGAUAACAUGUUCAAUGGUCAUAUCCCAGAAGGCCUAUGCUUUAAUGGAUUGCUGGUUAAUUUUACAGCAAAUGGUAAUAAUCUCAUAGGUCCCAUCCCAAAAAGCUUGAGAAAUUGCUCUAGCUUAUAUAGGGUUAGGCUUGAAAGAAACCAACUUUCGGGAAAUAUAUCAGAAGAUUUUGGCAUAUACCCAAACUUGGAUUACAUUUAUUUGAGUCAUAACAAUUUCUAUGUGAGGUAUCCCAAAAAUGGAAAAAGUGCCAUAAUUUAA